Rotaria sp. Silwood2 is the source of this 546-nucleotide messenger RNA. The record is from the annotation of a GenBank genome assembly. Lineage: Eukaryota; Metazoa; Rotifera; Eurotatoria; Philodinida; Philodinidae.
AUGAAAAAAAACUACCCAACAGUGCGAGUUAUAGUAGAUUGCACCGAGCUUGAAAUCGAAAAACCUAGUAAUCCACAAGCUCAGCAAGACACUUGGUCAACAUAUAAAAAUACAAACACUGUUAAAGCACUUGUUGGUAUAACACCUAAUGGAAUAGUUUCAUAUAUUUCAUCACUCUAUGGUGGUGCGGCAUCCGAUCGAAGUCUGUUGAAUAUGACAGGUGCUGGAAGUCUCAUUGAAUUAUUAGAAGCGGGCGACACAAUAAUGUCUGAUCGUGGUUUUGCUCUUGACCAUCAACAUUCACAUCUAAAUUUGGUACAUCCGCCGUUUCUACAAGAUAAAUCACAACUGCCAUUAACCAAAGUGAUUGAAACUCGUGUUAUCGCCCGUCAUCGUAUCCACGUGGAACGAUGCAUGGGCAGAAUAAAAAAUUACAAACUACUCAACGGCAUCAUUCCAAUAAAAUCAAUAUAUCUUGCCAACUUUUGGUUUUACAUAUGUACUUUUUUAACAAUUUUCGAUGAACCACUUGUAAAAGUUGUAUAA